AUGUCGCGCGAAAACACGGCCAACAGCUUCGCGUCUUUCGGGUCUGACUUCGACCCCGAACACGAAGCCAUUGCCUCAACCAGAGAACUUGACGAGAGCCCACGCCUUCCCAAGAUGAAAGGCGCGUAUACGAAGCUGUCGCAGGUCGACGAAGAAGAAGAACCAGACUAUGUUUUCAACACCUCCACAUUUGAACAAUACCUCCCACAUUUCUCGCCGAUAGGAACAUCCGAGGAGGAAGAAGAGGGCAACGAUAUGGACGACGACAUUUCUCUUGAGCUAGGACGGGGCCCGUCUAACCCACCGCGCCGACUAGACGACUCGCGCAAUUCCUACAUGAGCAUCGAGAACAGUGUCCGCUCAUCGUCUCCCGCCGUCCGCCUUGACGUUCCCACACCCCAGAAAUCCGCCAUGCGCCCUGCCAACAGGCGAGCCGUUAGCGAAAAUCUCCGAAAAGACGCGCAGUUGAGGCAAGCGGCUCUUGCUCACAAGGAAAACAUCGAUCCCAACCCACCCUCCAAAUCCAAUCGCAAAGAACGACGAACCCUGUCCGAGAUCCACGCCAAGGUCCGCGACUCAUAUGACGGAUCAUUCCUCGAAGAUGAACGUCCCCCUGUUGCUAGUACGAGCACGUCGCGUCCGACACGGUUUGGCAACGCGAAUUUGUCACACCAGAUUGCCGAUGCUGUUGAACGCGCGUCGCAGGAAGCAUAUGUGAAGGAGGCCCGUCGAGCAAAGGCGCGUGCGUCUGCCAAUGCUGGAGGCGACACCGGCACUCAACAAUCUUUCCUUCUUCCCGACUUGCCCAAUCUGUCAGAUCUUGUCUCUGGUGUUUACGAAGACGGCACGCCAGUGUACACACGACAACCCAGAACCAGGACGACGCGUUUUGUCUCACCUCCUGCGGAUGUGACAGAAGCCUCCUUCAGCCGUGAACACAUGCCACUUGACGCGAUCCCAAUUCCAGAAGACGAGAAGGCGCUGUUUGUAUCACUGAGGCUCCUACAAGAUAAGGUUUCGGAGCUCGAAAGGGCCAAGGCCGAUGCCGAGAGGAAGCUGGAUGAUCUGCGACAGGAAAACACUUUCUUGAAGGGAGGAAAGUCUCGUAGGGAGAGGGAGAGCCACGGCAAACGUUAUGAACUUGAGCAGAACGACUACAAAAAGGACCGAUUGAUCAACGAGAACCAAAAGCUGGAAUCAACGAAUCUGGCACUCCAAAAUAAAGUUGAUCUUCUUGAACGCAAGAGUGAUGUUCAGGAGGCUGCAUUGAAGAAACUAAACAAAGAGCGCGACAUGGCUGUUUCUCAGCUAGGCGUGGCGUACCUUGAGUCCCAGGACCUCAAGAGUGAAAACGAAGCACUGAGGGAGGAGAUCACUGAGCUCAAGGCUCGGUUCGCACAGGUGCUUGCAAGCGUGAAGGUUCGAGAGGAUACUGCGGAGUAUGACCAGAACACUGCUAGCGACGCCAGUGCAGAAGCAGAUGAUAGCCAAAUGGACACACGACGAAGCACCACCAAGGACGCCACCGCUAAAAGUGCGCGGUCAAAGUCGAAGAGCCGCAGAGAGGAUACCAGGACCAGGGUCUCAAGCCAGGUUGACAGAGAGAUCUCGCGUCUGGAGAGGGAACGUGCCGAUGAAGAACUCUUUUCAAUCGAACUGCCAAGAGUGAGAGAGUCAUCCACCUCGAAGAAGCAGAAGGUUACUCGACCUCGAUCAACCAGCGUACAAACCAGGAAACCGUCAACAGGAAGGCGUGUCAAGAGAGUGGUGGUCGAAGAAGUCGAGCUUACCGGACCGUUCGAUUCCACCACCGAGGCAACGGGACAUACCAAAGAACCAACUGCACAUACCAAAGAGACAACUGGACAAACCCGCAAAUCGUCGACUACGGAGCAAGACCUGACUUUAUUGAGCUUCAUCGACGAGCGUGAGAUUGCUCAGCUGAGGAAGACUCUCGAAGAGGAACGCCUGGCCCGCAAGCGGCGACAAUCGAACCCUGCCCCGGAGCACACAACGGGCGAGACCGACAACGUCACCCGUCAGAGCGCGCUGAAGCCUGCGCCUCGCAAGUCAUCCAUGAAAGAGACCAAAGCGCCUGUGCCUCGACCUGCCUCCGCUCUAGGAGAUCUGACUGCCAAUUCGAAAGUAAGCGCAACGGAAGGCGAUAGCCACCUCACAAUUCCUGCAGAGCGAACAAGGCGACACUCGGAACACUCUGUUACGCCCGUGGCUCAGCGAAGACGCCGUCGUAUUGCCGAGGAGAUGACUUCUGCUUUCAUUCUCCCUGACAUCACGCUGCGACACGCCGAUUUGGCCGAGAAUCUUACCAAGCUUCCCGAGGCUACCCAGCGGGCGCUCAACCGCGCUACACAACAUAGUGGAAAGAACUGCACCGUAUGCAAGCAGUCCAUUCCUGACGGAGGCUGUGAGCACACCAGCGAUGCUGUCAAAAUUCCCAAGCCUGUUCCUGUCUCGGAGCGCAUGCCUGAACCGUCUAUAUACAACGAGGAGCCUACUCUGCGACCUGCACAGGCCCCAGCCAUUGCCCUCGCUACCGUGCUAAAGGCGCUGGAAGACGAGCUCUCCCAUCUGAGGAUUCAACUUGUCUCCUACCAAGGCGCAUACAACAAACUGGACGCGUCUAUUAGCAAGCGACAGAGGAAGACGCUUGGAGAGAAGAUAGAGAAGCUGCUGAAGGACAUUGACAUGAAGGCCGACCAAAUAUACGCUCUAUACGACGUUCUUGAGGGCCAGAAACAGCGCGGACAGGAGAUGACCGAGCAGGAGAUGGAGGUGACGCUCCAAUCGAUCGGCAUCGAUCCCAACCCUAGGCUAGGCGAAGUGACGGGCACCACUGACAAGUCUUCUCGCAAGGAUGGUACGGAUUAUGAUAUGGAUGACGACGAUUCCGAGCUCCCGUGGGAAGGGAUCGAGAGCACUGUGGAGAUGACUGGAGGAAGUCGGCAUGAUUAG
Messenger RNA from Aspergillus mulundensis, 2973 nucleotides. RefSeq lists its product as uncharacterized. Gene Ontology annotation, molecular function: microtubule binding. Bases 1 to 2973 code for a protein of 990 amino acids. Lineage: Eukaryota; Fungi; Ascomycota; Eurotiomycetes; Eurotiales; Aspergillaceae. The transcript is spliced from 2 exons. The record is from RefSeq and is a predicted model, not a curated record.